Molecule: messenger RNA, 1795 nt
Organism: Daphnia pulex (common water flea)
Lineage: Eukaryota; Metazoa; Arthropoda; Branchiopoda; Diplostraca; Daphniidae
Product: flotillin-1-like
Exons: 11
Coding region: 16-1461 (481 amino acids)
Biological process (GO): positive regulation of cell-cell adhesion mediated by cadherin; positive regulation of cell junction assembly; protein localization to plasma membrane
Cellular component (GO): plasma membrane
Source: RefSeq, a predicted model, not a curated record
CAUAUAUAGCCCGUAAUGCAAUGGCUUAUUCUCAUCACCUUAUCAGUGGAACUUGGAUCGGUGAAGUUAUUAUCUCAGUUUGGGAAAGUCUUCGCUCUCAGUCGUGGUGCAACUCAAGUUAGAGUUGAAAAGUCACGCGGGAGCGAGAAAAAACUAUUAGUGCUAGUUUUCAAGUGGCUGAGAAUGGGAUUCGUGACGUGUGGGCCCAACGAAGCGCUAGUAGUUUCAGGAUGCUGCUACAAUCGCAACCCGCUCCUCGUCGCUGGUGGCCGUGUCUUUGUAUGGCCUUGCCUUCAGCAACUUCAGAGGAUAACGUUGAAUACGAUGACUCUCAAAGUUGAGAGUCCGUCUGUAUAUACCGUCGAAGGUGUUCCCAUUUCAGUAACUGGCAUUGCUCAGGUAAAGGUACAGGGUCAAAAUAAGGAAAUGCUUUUAGUUGCUUGCGAACAGUUCCUCGGCAAGAGCGAAGAAGAAAUUCGACACAUCGCUCAUGAAACUAUGGAAGGUCAUCAACGCGCAAUAAUGGGGACCAUGAGUGUCGAAGAAAUCUAUCGAGAUCGCAAGAAAUUUAGUGAACAAGUUUUCAAAGUGGCUUCGUCCGAUUUGGUCAACAUGGGAAUCACCGUCGUCUCCUACACCAUAAAAGAUAUUUCCGAUGCACACGGCUAUUUGAUGGCACUAGGUAUGGGGAGGACGGCAGAAGUCAAAAGAGACGCGAGAAUCGGAGAAGCCCAAGCGAAAUCUGAUGCCCAAAUUAAAGAGGCCAUCGCCGAAGAGCAGCGCAUGGCCUCACGUUUGGAGAACGACAUUCAAAUUGCCAAAGCUCAACGAGAUUUCGAAGUCAAGAAAGCUGCCUAUGACAAGGAAGUCAACGCAAAGAAAGCGGAAGCCGAACUCGCUUACGAACUUCAAGCUGCCAAAAUUAAACAACAGUUGCGUGAAGAAGAGAUGCAGAUUCAAGUGGUGGAACGCACUCAACAGAUUCUGGUCCAAGAGCAGGAAAUCAUCCGCAAGGAAAAAGAAUUGGAUGCCACUGUUCGUCGCCCGGCAGAAGCGGAGAAAUAUAGAUUGGAAAAAAUAGCGGAAGCCCAUCGACAGCGAACAGUGUUGGAAGCCCAAGCCCAAGCUGAAGCUCUCCGCUUACAGGGUGAAGCCGAGUCUUUUGCAAUUGAAGUCAAGGCUAAAGCAGAAGCCGAGCAAAUGAAGUUGAAAGCCGCAGCUUAUCAACAGUAUAACGAGGCUGCUAUGAUGGACAUGUUGAUGCAAUCGCUUCCAAAGAUGGCCCACGAAAUAGCCACUCCAAUGUCUAAAACGAAGAAAAUCACCAUGGUGACAUCCAACGGCGAAACGGGUGCGGCUAAAUUGACUGGCGAAGUCUUGGAGAUUAUGACAAAGAUGCCGGAAUUGGUCAAAUCACUCACCGGAGUAGAUGUUUCCAAGUCGAUGCGAGGAAUCAAGUAAAAAAAAGUAAAAAGAAGGAAGAAAAUCUGGAUGAAAGAGAGCGCACAAGCGGAAAACGUCUCAUCAAUCAAGUCACUGAGCCGUCAAAAUUUCCUCCCCAAAUUUUAGAUUUUAUCCUCUUUUUCCCCUGUAGACUAUCCAGCAGGAUGUUAUCCAUCUUGACAAAAUGAUGCUAAUAGCCUAAUACAUACAAACGAUUGAAAACUUUUAACAAGGUCUGCCCUCUUUCGUCGUCACAACUUUAACGGUGGUUGAUAACAUUUUAAUGAGUAUGCACGUCCUUGUUUCGUUCCCCUCCAGUCGGUUGUAAAAAUAAAACCAUGAAAACCGUUAA